This is a messenger RNA of Stegastes partitus (bicolor damselfish), 4203 nucleotides long. RefSeq names its product potassium/sodium hyperpolarization-activated cyclic nucleotide-gated channel 3. Gene Ontology annotation, cellular component: membrane; dendrite; axon. Gene Ontology annotation, biological process: regulation of membrane depolarization; sodium ion transmembrane transport; potassium ion transmembrane transport. The record is from RefSeq and is a predicted model, not a curated record. Gene Ontology annotation, molecular function: voltage-gated potassium channel activity. NCBI's taxonomy places the organism in Eukaryota, Metazoa, Chordata, Actinopteri, Pomacentridae. The coding region runs from base 1 to 4203 and encodes 1400 amino acids. The transcript is spliced from 9 exons.
AUGGACGGGGUGGCUGGAGGCGCCGGAGCCCCCGGCGGCGCUCCGGGCUCCGGCGGGGACAGCCUGCCCCGGCGGAACGGGGACUCGAAGCGGCGCAGUAAGAGCAGCCUGCCGUCCCCGGGCUACCGGCUGUCCCAGGCCUCCCUGGAGGGGGAGCGGGGCUCGUUCGGGGGCGACAGCGCGUCCUCCGGGGGCCGCGGCCGCCGCCUCUCCAUCAUGAGCUCCUCCACCCGGGACGGCCUCCCGUUCCGCUCGGCGGGCACCCCGACCACCCCGGUGCCGCUGCCGCCGCCGCCCUCCUCCGCCGCCGGCGCCGCCCACCCUCCGCCCCGCUCGGUGGGCUUCGCCCGCGCCGCCCUGGCCUCCACCUCGUCCACCGGCACCGGCGUCAUGGUGGUGGCCACCGGCGCGGAGACCACCACCACCACGGCGGCGGGGACCCCGGAGCUGGCGGGGCAGUCCGGGCUGGGCGGGUUCGGCAUGGGGCUGGACGGGGAGGACUACAGCAGCUCCAACCAGAGCACCUUCAUCCAGCGCCAGUUCGGAGCCAUGCUGCAGCCCGGGGUCAACAAGUUCAGCCUGCGCAUGUUCGGCUCCCACAAGGCGGUGGCUCUGGAGCAGGAGAGGCUCAAGUCGGCGGGGACCUGGAUCAUCCACCCGUACAGCGACUUCAGGUUCUACUGGGACCUGCUGAUGCUGCUGCUGAUGAUGGGGAACCUCAUCAUCCUGCCGGUGGGCAUCACCUUCUUCAGGGACGAGAACACGCCGUCCUGGAUCAUCUUCAACGUGGUCUCCGACACGCUCUUCAUGGUCGACCUGGUUCUCAACUUCAGGACCGGCAUCAUGAAGGAGGACAGCACCGAGAUCCUGCUGGACCCGCGGGCGAUCCGCCAGAAGUACCUGAAGACCUGGUUCCUGGUGGACUUCGUGUCGUCCAUCCCGGUCGACUACAUCUUCCUCAUGGUGGACAGUCUGGACUCGGAGGUCUACAGGACGGCCAGGGCGCUGCGGAUAGUUCGAUUCACCAAGAUCCUGAGUCUGCUGCGGCUGCUGCGACUGUCCAGGCUGAUCCGGUACAUCCACCAGUGGGAGGAGAUCUUCCACAUGACCUACGACCUGGCCAGUGCCAUGGUGAGGAUCGUGAACCUGAUUGGGAUGAUGCUGCUGCUGUGCCACUGGGACGGGUGUCUCCAGUUUCUGGUCCCGAUGCUGCAGGACUUCCCUCCGGACUGCUGGGUCUCCAAGAACCUGAUGGUGAACGACACGUGGGGCGUCCAGUACUCGUACGCGCUCUUCAAGGCCAUGAGCCACAUGCUGUGCAUCGGCUACGGCGCCCAGGCUCCGGAGGGCAUGACCGACGUGUGGCUCACCAUGCUCAGCAUGAUCGUGGGCGCCACCUGCUACGCCAUGUUCAUCGGCCACGCCACCGCCCUCAUCCAGUCCCUGGACUCGUCCCGGCGCCAGUACCAGGAGAAGUACAAGCAGGUGGAGCAGUACAUGUCGUUCCAUAAGCUCCCCGCGGACGUCCGGCAGAAGAUCCACGAGUACUACGAGCACCGCUUCCAGGGCAAGAUGUUUGACGAGGAGAACAUCCUGGGAGAGCUCAGCGAGCCGCUCAAAGAGGAGAUCGUGAGCUUCAACUGCCGCAGCCUGGUGGCCAACAUGCCGCUGUUCGCCAACGCCGACCCCAACUUUGUGACCGCCGUCCUGACCAAGCUGCGCUUCGAGGUGUUCCAGCCGUCGGACUUCAUCAUCCGGGAGGGAACCGUCGGGCGCAAGAUGUACUUCAUCCAGCACGGCCGGGUCAGCGUUCUGACCCGCGGGAACAAGGAGACCAAGCUGAGCGACGGCUCCUACUUUGGAGAGAUCUGCCUGUUGACCCGUGGACGGAGAACGGCCAGCGUCCGAGCAGACACCUACUGCCGUCUGUACUCUCUCAGCGUGGACAGCUUCAACGAGGUUCUGGAGGAACAUCCCAUGAUGCGACGGGCCUUCGAGACUGUCGCCGUGGACCGACUGGACCGGAUCGGCAGGAAGAACUCCGUGCUGCUGCGGAAGUCGUCUCAGGGCGGCUCUCUGGGCGGCAGCAUGGGUCGAGGUGGAGGUCGGGGCGGAGGCGCAGGCGGCCUGGGAUCCUGCGACAGCAUGCUGGUGCAGCAGAUCGUCAAACACGACAGCAUGCCGGCCAUGCAGGACGCCAUCGCAGCCGCCGCCGCCGGUCGGAGCGGCGUGAUGGGCGGCAGCGGCACGGUGUCCCCGCGGCCCCGCCCCGUCAUCUGGGCGCCGCUGGUCCACGCGCCGCUGCAGACUGCAGCCGCCACCAGCAACGUGGCCAUCGCCCUGAUGCACCAGCAGCAGCAGCAGCAGCAGCAGCUGCAGCAGCUGCAGCAGCACGCUCUGGGCGGGGCCUUCUUCCUGCCCUCCCCCCUCAUCUCCCCGUCGCCCUCCUCGUCCUUCCCCCUGUCGCCUCCCCGACCUCCGGUCCUGCAGCCGCUCCGGCCCUCCGUCAGCUCCCUCAUCGGGAUGAUGGCCAUGGGGGGGAUGGGGGGCAUGGCGGGGAUGGGUGGCUUGUCUCCGAGGGGGGGCUUCCCCGCCUCCCCCUCCACGCUCGGGCCCCCCGCUGGGGUGACAUCACCUCCUGUCGCUAAGACUCCGCCCACUCCGGCCUCCUCCGUCCCCACCUCUGUCCAGCAGGGCAGGACUCUGCAUUAUAGCCUCCGACUGCAGGCCGACCAUCCCUCAGCCAUCCCUGGAUCUUUAGGAACCACGACAGCACCGGCUCCUCCGGCCCACAAAGCCCCGACCAUGAACCCCCCGGCGGCGACCGGCGGCGCAUCGGACGCCAGCACGACUGCAGCGACUCAGCAGGGAGCUAAAGAGGCUCUGCUGCGUCACGGAGGAAGCAGCUCUCAGGGCCUGCCGGCGCUCGGCCGACUGACCCAGGAGGCCCGGCUGCUGUCGGCGUCGCAGCCCACCCUGCCUCACCGCUCCUGGGCCGCCGUGCAGCCUCACCCGCCCCUCCACCGGAAGGCGUCCGGGGGAAACCUGCUGGCGGCGCCGUUCCUGGCGGGGCAGCUGGCCCGGGGAGUCAGUGCCGGGAUGCUGAGCUCCAACCCUCCGGUGCAGCUGGUGACCAACGUCCCAUUCAACCCUCAGACAGCAGCCUCCGUCCUGCCGGCUGCUGCCCCGCCUCACCUUCCUCCUGCAGCGCCCUCCUCCUCCUCCCCUCCCAAACAGACCCCUCUCUCCUCGGCCACUCCUUCCCCCUCCUCCCCCACACCAAUCCUCGCCCAGACUCCUCGACCCAAACCGACCCCCAUGACUCCCUCCAGCUCCUCCUCUCCUCCCCCCUGCUCCACCCCUCCAUCGGCAGGAACCAGCCCUCUAUCGCUUUCAUCAACUCCUCGACCCAAACCGGCUCCUUCCCCUCGCUCCUCCUCUCCAUCUCCAUCCUCCACGCCGCCUCCAUCGUCUGUUUCCACCCCCGUUCCUCUACCUCAGCCUUACGGGACCAAGACCUCCCUCACCUCCUCGUCUCCCCCUUCGUCUUUGCUGUCCUCCUCCCCUCCUCACCCGCAGAGCUCCCGGGCCAAAACAUCCAUCACGCCUCCUUCAGCUUCUCCACUGUCCGGCCCAAGUCCCACGUUGACCCUGAUCCCGUCUCCGACUCCCACUCAGACCACCCGCACCAGAACUUCUACUCCCGCCCAGACUCCCACUCAGACCCUCACUCCAGUGACUCCCACCCUCACCCCUUUGCCUUCCCCGUCUCCCAUCCCCGUUACUCCCAUCCCCAAGAGUCCGACCCCUUGUCUCCAGCCGCCCAGAAGCUCCGCCUCCAGCCAGAAACAAACCCCCGCCAGCACCGGCACUCCGACUAAAGUAACUUUCUCGGUUCAUCCGGUGAAGCAAACCUCCCCCGUCCUCACCCCGAGCCGCACCAUCAAACCGACCGCCUCUUUAAGCCCGAACCAGAGCUCCACUAACCCGUCCACCACCACUGCCAGCUCUCCGAGCGUCCAAUCCUCAAAACUCAACCCUCCUCCUGCCGCGGUCCAAACCUCUCAGGCAUCCACCGCCACUGCCACCGUCGGAUCCGCCCAAUCAGCCGCCGCCACCUCCCCUAAAGGCGGGAAACAGGACCCUCAGCUCGCCAGAAAAGACUCGGAGGGUCUCAGACACAAACUUCCCGCCAACAUGUGA